GCGGAGCCGGGCAGCUCCAGGAAUUGGAAAAAAAAAUCGGAAAGGUACAGAAAUAAUAUCAAAAUUUCCUGGUUCCUUACUUUGUCUGUUAGGCAUUCUCUAUACAGCCUGAAAUGAUUUGUUUAAAUUGAUCUUAAAAUAAGCAAAAUCUAUAUGUAUUUAUAGCAGAGGACAUUAAUGCUAUUUUUGAAGAGACUUUUCUCCUUGAACACAAUAUCUAAAGAUCUGUGUCUUACCAGGCUUAGCACUAAGACAAUGCACAAAAAUGACAGGAGCCCUUCAGCUCCCCAUUUGUAAAAACAAACGGCAAAGGAAAAGGCAUGAGUAGAGGUUUUCAGUUGCACUGAUGCAAACUCUGGUGUGAUCCCUAGAGUUAUUCCAGAUACUGGUGGGGUUGGAUGUUUCUUAAAACAUCUUGUCCUUUGAACAAACAGAGAGGUUCUAAGUAAAAUAUUUCUUUGCUCAUCCUCUCUAGGACUUAGCAAAUUCCCCAGGGCAAGAAGAAUAUAAACACCUCAAACCUGAACAGAUGAUAAAUCAGUAUUAAGGCACUGUUAUCACCUUAGCUGUGGAACUCCAGCUACAGGCAAAGUAAAACCAGCCAUUAACUGUCAGCACCAGGACCACGGGGCAGGCUCAGCCUUAAUGCAAAGUGAAGUUCAGCAGUGACUGAGCCGAGCUGCGGAGGCACCUUACACCUGUAUGGGGAAUGGAGGUGGCUGGGCUUUCUCAGUUCAGCCUUGAUGCAUGUGCCAGGGGUGAGCACUUUGUUCUGGCAGAGCCCCCAGCGAAGCUGAUGUUGGACACGGUGCCUGCCUCUGUGCUGGGACAGCUACCAGACACCGCUGCCACCGCUCCUGGGCUGCGCUUGCGAGCGUCCCUCGUCUGUGCCAGUUGGGCAUGCUGAGCCCCGCUUAGUCCCAGAAGGCAAGAUCAAAGAAGCUGAUGAUAUACUUCAAGUUGAGAGUUGCAAAGUUUAUGGAAGCUCUGUGUUAGGAUGUUCAUGAUGCAGGCUUUGGCACUCCAGGAAAGCAUCAUUUCAAGCUGAGCACAGUUUUACCCUUGAAUAAAAAAGUCCACUGUGUAUCCACAGUUAUUUGCUAAGGCAAAAUUUUUGUGGAAGUUCCUUCUCUGGAAGCUUCUGUUUCUAGAAAUGACAAUUCAACACCAGCUUCUCAGCACUGCCUUAGUGGUUGUAUCCAUGCCGUGGCAGAAUAGGAAGAGCUUCUGGAACUGACCAAGGUCGUGAGAGGGUUGGGACACUCCAGGUUCAAUGUAAUCUCAUUGGGCACCAGCAGCGGAACUGUUCUGUUCAAAAUGGUUUACGGUGAAUUUUUCCGCAGACCUGGCAAAGAUGCAGAACUUAUCAAUUUGAAUGUGGGUGGCUUUAAGCAAUCAGUUGAUCAAAGCACUUUGCUCCGGUUUCCUCAUACCAGACUUGGGAAACUUCUCAAAUGCCAUUCAGAAGAGGCUAUUCUGGAACUAUGUGAUGAUUAUAGUGUUGCAGAUAAGGAAUAUUACUUUGACAGGAACCCUUCCUUGUUCCAAUAUGUUCUGAAUUUUUACUACACUGGGAAACUUCAUGUCAUGGAGGAGCUUUGUGUCUUUUCCUUCUGCCAGGAAAUAGAAUACUGGGGGAUAAAUGAGCUGUUUAUUGAUUCCUGCUGCAGCAAUCGGUACCAGGAAAGGAAAGAGGAAGGUCCCGAGAAAGACUGGGAUCAGAAAAGCAAUGACAGAAGCAUUGACUCCUCUAAUGAAGAAUCAUCCAUAUUUGAUAAGGAGUUGGAAAAGUUUGAUAAUCUGUGCUUUGGUGAAAUAAGAAAGAAGAUCUGGGUCAGAAUGGAAAAUCCUGCAUACUGCUUGUCUGCCAAGUUAAUUGCCGUGUCCUCCCUAAGUGUUGUCCUGGCGUCAAUCGUGGCAAUGUGCAUUCACAGCAUGCCCGAGUUUCAGAGGCUGGAUGCCAAUGACAGGGAGAUUGAAGACCCUGUGCUGGAAGCUGUGGAGAUUGCGUGCAUCAUCUGGUUCACUGCUGAGCUAGUGAUCAGACUCAUCACUGCCCCAAGUCAAAAGAAGUUCUGGAAGAAACCACUGAAUAUCAUUGAUUUUGUCUCUAUUAUCCCAUUUUAUGCCACCUUAGCUGUGGACACGAAGGAAGAAGAAAGUGAAGAUAUUGAAAACAUGGGGAAAGUGGUUCAGAUCCUGAGGUUGAUGAGGAUAUUUCGCAUCCUGAAACUGGCCAGGCACUCUGUAGGACUGCGGUCUUUAGGUGCUACUUUGAGACACAGCUACCAGGAAGUUGGACUUCUCCUUUUGUUUUUGUCUGUUGGGAUUUCUAUUUUUUCAGUUCUUGUCUACUCAGUGGAGAAGGAUGACGACUCAUCAGAACUGCACAGCAUCCCCGUUUGCUGGUGGUGGGCAACCAUCAGCAUGACCACUGUUGGUUAUGGGGACACUUACCCAGUCACGCUUGCUGGAAAGCUGCUCGGCACCCUAUGCAUUAUCUGCGGGAUAUUAGUGGUAGCACUUCCAAUCACCAUUAUUUUCAAUAAGUUUUCUAAGUACUAUCAAAAGCAAAAAGAUAUUGAUCCAGACCAAUGCAACAAUGAUCGCAAAGAGAAAUGUAAUGACCUACCUUAUUUUAACAUUAGGGAUAUUUAUGCGAAAAAGAUGCACUCAUUCAUUUCUAGCCUUUCUUCAGUAGGAAUUGUAGUCAGUGACCAAGAUUCAACAGAUGCCUCCAGCAUUCAAGAUAUGGAGGAUGUUUAUAACACAACAUCUUUAGAUAAUGGUACAGGAAAAUGAGUUGAAUCACUUUCUCUUUCCUUUAUUUCUCACUUCUAAUCCUUGGUAAAUGUUGACAUAGAAACUUCAGUGAAUUUAUUAAGAGCAGUUAAUUCUCAGGGUACUUAACUCUCAGCCAUAUUUGGACAUUCUUUGCUCUGAGGAUGCCAUACAGGCUUCAUUGUUUAUAUGAGGCUUUAAAAUAUGCCUCAUAUGGUGGUUUAGCUUUUACAUAACUAACGAUAUGCAUCUUGGGGAGAAAAAAAAAGUCAGGAAAACAGUUUUAAAUGUGAGAUUGGUGUUUAUUUUUAUUUUUUCUUGCAGCAAUCUGAUAGCUUAUAUGGAAUUUGCUUUUAUAAUUUGCUGCUGUUCAGGUAGACAUAUAUUGCAAACAUAUAAGAACUAUGGCACAUCAGUAAAGACUUUACCUGCAAACACAUCAGAAGAAAGAAGGAAUUAUGUACAUGUAAAACUGUAAAACAUUUAUGUAAUCUUGGAGUUGGGAACCAGCUUCCUAAGCUGGGACAGAAAAUGUAUUGGUACAUAUUGUUUUUACUCCAUGGAAGCAUAAUAUUUAUGAAUUUCUUUCCAAAAGCACAAUACAGUUUUAGUUUGUUAAAAUAAAUUAAUCCCAUUGUGCCUGUAUUUUUCCCAGUGUUCCACAACCAGCAUGGCCAAGCUCUGGCAGGUCCCAAAGGGUCUAAAUCAUGAGUCCUAGGAUGAAGCAUGUGGCCUAGGGCUGGACAGGAGCGUAUUGUACCUUUUAGCCACCUUUUCUGUCAUUGCAAACCUGAGCAAUUCUGGUGCCUGGAGAGGAUCCUGCUGUGAUUAAGACCACCCUAGUGGCUUCCCCAGAGGCUUUGUUUUGUGGGCACUGAAGCAAACAUCUGUGGUGGUCUUUAGAAGUUAUUGCUCCCUGCUGUCAGCUCUGCUUCCUUGCUGGAGGUUAGAAGAAGAUGUGAGCAGCAUCUCAACUGCACUGGUUCUCAGUCCAGGACUGUAAUGCCAAGGAAUGGAGAUGCAUGGACAUGCUCUCUUCUACCAUAUAUUGCCCAUCAGAGAGGUAGGAUGUGCAAUGCACGUGGGCACCCAUAAGUAAAACUGUUGCAGCUCAUUUUUCUAAAGCUUUUCUGUUGAUGACAGCAGCCUUCCUGGCUUGUGCUAUGGGCUGGAGCAGCACUCAUUGCCUGGCAGAGUGCUGCAGCACUGUGCAUCCCUCUCUUCUCCAGGGAUUUCUUAUGCAGUUAGCUAAUCCUGCUCUGGUUCAAACUGUAUCUUCCAGAGCUAUUUAAAAAGGAAGCUGGCCCUUGAGCCUAGCAAGAAGGAGUGCUGGAGAAACUUGAGGACAUUAUAGUAGUUAAUAGUAUUUGUGAACACAGGGUUUUUUUAGGUUUUUGUUUUGGUCAUUUUUCUGGUGACUAAAUUAGAUGCUGGGCAAUGGAGAAUCCAAGCUACUGUGAUGUUGAUAUUUUGCUUAAAGAGAGGUUUCACUUUUUUUUUUUUUUUUUUUGUAAUCCCUAUUGGGCUGAAUCAGUUUCUACUCAGGCAGUUCAAACUCAAUAGGAGUUGACUUCAAGACUGAGUAAACUCAGAUGGGAAUCAAUUACUCUGCAGAAUAACCCAGAAGGCUAAUUUUUCAGGUGUGUGCCAGGAUUUCUACUGCAAAGUACACUGAGUGAAUAGCUGAAGUGCACUCGUACUUGCUGAGGCACAGAGCUCCAACCUCUUCCCAGGAGAAUAAGAAAAAAAGAAUCGGGUGGAUCAACCUAUACCUUGGAGAGAGGUGUCCCUCAGGACUGUUGUGCACUAACAUAGUAUUGUGGGAGUACUCUGAGCUUUGGAGAAACUUUAGAAUUUGGCUUAUUAGUUGCUGAGUAUCAUAAGUGUAUGGGAUGCUUCACAGAUAUUUUAGGUUAAUUCUUCCCAAUGUUAAUGCAGGAAAGCCAAAAGGGAAAGUUAACAGAGAUGUGUUUUGUUCUUAGUGAACAAUUAGCAUUACAAAGAUGCAAUGAUAUAAAAUGCUAAAUAUGUAUGUGCAUGUGAAUGUAAUAAGAACCAGCAGAAUAACAGCAUAAAUAUCGCUCUGUCCAAAGAAACUCUCUUGGCAGUUUCCACAUAAAGAUAAAUCAUAUUGCCAUUGAAGUUCAAAAGGAAUUGUAAUGCAAGAAAAACUGCAAGAAAUUUCUAUUAAAUCAUUG
Messenger RNA from Cygnus atratus (black swan), 4979 nucleotides. It is a transcript of the gene KCNS3, whose product is annotated as potassium voltage-gated channel modifier subfamily S member 3. The record is from RefSeq and is a predicted model, not a curated record. NCBI's taxonomy places the organism in Eukaryota, Metazoa, Chordata, Aves, Anseriformes, Anatidae. Gene Ontology annotation, cellular component: membrane; voltage-gated potassium channel complex. Gene Ontology annotation, molecular function: voltage-gated potassium channel activity; protein binding. The coding region runs from base 1318 to 2802 and encodes 494 amino acids. The transcript is spliced from 5 exons. Gene Ontology annotation, biological process: potassium ion transmembrane transport; protein homooligomerization.